Molecule: messenger RNA, 3236 nt
Organism: Helianthus annuus (common sunflower)
Lineage: Eukaryota; Viridiplantae; Streptophyta; Magnoliopsida; Asterales; Asteraceae
Product: lon protease homolog 1, mitochondrial
Exons: 20
Coding region: 193-2958 (921 amino acids)
Biological process (GO): mitochondrion organization; protein catabolic process; protein quality control for misfolded or incompletely synthesized proteins
Cellular component (GO): mitochondrial matrix
Molecular function (GO): serine-type endopeptidase activity; ATP-dependent peptidase activity; ATP hydrolysis activity
Source: RefSeq, a predicted model, not a curated record
GGGUUUAUGGUGGGCUUUAGGCCGAAACAAAGUCAAAAGGUAAGCACCACACUUUCGUGUUCUCCAAGUCCUUCAUUGAACACUAAAACGCCGGUCAUCUCUUCACCAUCAUUUUAAACAACCACUGCAACAAACUCCACAGCAUUUCUAUUUCAAUUUCACCAUCAUCAUCAUUGCUUUACAGCAGACGCUAUGCUGAAGGUUUUAAGGUCUUCUUCGUGCUUACAACAAGCUCGUUUCACCACCACAACGACGUCGUAUUCACCCAACAGGAUCAAAUUAACUUCUCCGUUUCACGGAGUCUUGCGCUCUGUCUUAGGGUUUCGAAACCCUAAAUCGGUGCACAGAGUUUUCUUCUGUUCGGAUUCCAGUGAUAAAUCUGCUUCGGAUACUGUUGUUGAAGAUGCUGAAUCCAAUGCUGCAGCCGCAAUUGUUCCUACUGCUAUCAAAAAACCGGAUGAUUUUCUCACGGUGUUAGCAUUGCCAUUGCCGCAUAGACCUUUGUUUCCUGGAUUUUAUAUGCCUAUAUAUGUCAAGGAUCCUAAACUGCUAGCAGCAUUGGUAGAAAGUCGAAAACGACAAGCUCCUUAUGCUGGUGCUUUUCUUGUAAAAGACGAACCUGGAUCUGAGCCCACCAGUUCAGAUGCGGAGAAGAAUAUAUAUGAGCUCAAGGGCAAAGAUUUGCUUAACCGCCUCCAUGAAGUUGGUACACUGGCUCAGAUUACAAGUAUACAAGGAGACCAGGUUGUUCUUAUCGGUCAUAGGCGGCUGCGGAUAACAGAGAUGGUCAGUGAAGACCCGCUUACAGUCAAAGUGGAUCAUCUUAAGGAUUCGCCAUACAACAAGGAUGAUGACGUGAUCAAGGCAACAUCAUUUGAAGUCAUAACAACCCUUAGAGAUGUUUUGAAGACAAGUUCUCUUUGGAGGGAUCAUGUUCAAACCUACAAUCAGCAUAUUGGUGAUUUUAAUUAUCCAAGAUUAGCAGACUUCGGUGCUGCAAUAUCUGGUUCCAACAAAUUACAAUGCCAGCAAGUGCUUGAAGAGUUAGAUGUGUACAAACGAUUGAGACUCAGUCUUGAACUAUUAAAGAAAGAAAUGGAGAUACAUAAGAUUCAGGAAUCCAUAGCAAAAGCUAUCGAAGAGAAAAUAAGUACUGAACAACGCCGUUACUUGUUAAAUGAGCAGUUUAAGGCUAUCAAAAAGGAAUUAGGACUUGAGACUGAUGACAAAACGGCACUUACUGAUAAAUUUAGGGAUAGAAUUGAUCCAAACAAGGAGAAAAUCCCGCCUCAUGUUCUGCAAGUUAUCGAAGAAGAACUGAAGAAACUGCAACUCUUGGAAGCCAGUUCGAGUGAAUUUAAUGUUACACGUAACUAUCUUGAUUGGUUGACUGCCUUACCCUGGGGUAAUUAUAGUGAUGAAAACUUUGAUGUCCUACGGGCUCAACAAAUUCUUGAUGAGGAUCAUUAUGGGUUGACUGAUGUUAAAGAAAGAAUACUUGAAUUUAUUGCUGUGGGAAAACUCAGAGGAACAUCACAAGGAAAAAUCAUUUGCCUUUCUGGCCCACCUGGAGUGGGUAAAACCAGCAUUGGUCGUUCAAUUGCACGCGCUUUGAACCGAAACUUUUAUCGAUUUUCUGUUGGUGGAUUGUCUGAUGUUGCUGAAAUCAAGGGACAUCGUCGUACCUAUAUAGGUGCAAUGCCCGGGAAAAUGGUGCAGUGUCUAAAAAGCGUAGGAACUGCAAACCCUCUUGUUCUUAUCGAUGAGAUUGACAAGUUGGGAAGGGGACAUGCAGGUGAUCCCGCAAGUGCUAUGUUGGAGCUGCUUGAUCCAGAGCAAAAUGCUAAUUUCUUAGAUCACUAUCUCGAUGUUCCAAUUGACUUGUCAAAGGUUUUGUUUGUAUGUACAGCGAAUGUAGUGGAAACAAUACCAGGUCCACUUUUGGACAGAAUGGAGAUAAUUCCUAUUGCUGGUUAUAUUACUGAUGAAAAAGUACAUAUUGCCAGAGAUUAUUUAGAAAAGAACACCCGUGAUGCGUGUGGUGUCAAGCCCGAGCAGGUUGACUUGACAGACGCAGCGCUUCUUUCUUUGAUAGAAAAUUACUGCCGAGAAGCUGGGGUUCGUAAUCUUCAAAAACAAAUUGAGAAAAUUUACCGCAAGAUUGCUUUGCAUUUAGUUCGACAAGGAGCACAAAAUGAACCUAGUGAGUCAACUCAGGAUGCAACUGAUUCCAAGGAGAUUGAAGAAGCUGAAGUUGUCGAGACAAAUGUUUCAGCUGCUACUCAUACCCCUGAUUUGAAGGAUAAUGAAGCAACGGAGAAAGUGUUGGUUGAUGAGAAAAACCUUGCAGACUAUGUCGGAAAACCGGUUUUCCACGCUGAACGCAUGUAUGACCAGACACCAUUAGGAGUUGUGAUGGGUCUUGCAUGGACCGCAAUGGGCGGGUCCACUUUAUAUAUAGAGACUACACAGGUUGAACAAGGUGAAGGGAAGGGAUCACUUCAUCUAACGGGUCAACUCGGUGAUGUCAUGAAGGAAAGUGCCCAAAUUGCUCACACUGUUGCCAGAGCAAUACUAGGUGUAAAAGAUCCUGAUAACCCGUUUUUUGCAAAUUCCAAGGUUCAUUUACAUGUCCCGGCUGGUGCUACACCUAAGGACGGGCCUAGUGCUGGUUGCACCAUGAUUACCUCCUUGCUUUCACUUGCAAUGAACAAGCAAGUCAAGAAAGACCUAGCCAUGACCGGGGAAGUGACUCUAACGGGCCGGGUUCUUCCGAUUGGUGGGGUGAAGGAGAAGACCAUUGCUGCGAGACGAAGCGGCGUGAAGACUAUUAUAUUUCCUUUGGCUAACAAAAGAGACUUUGAUGAGCUGGCACCUAAUGUGAAGGAAGGUCUUGAUGUGCACUUUGUAGAUGACUACAAUCAAAUAUUUGAUUUGGCUUUUGAAACUGAAAAAUAAAAGCUACUAUUCUGGUACCAAAGUCCAUAUCCCUGUGUGCAUGUUGAAGCUCUUUCUGACUCGCUCUGCUCGCCCCACUGGUGAAACUAACAGGUUUGUUGUUCAAAUUAUACAUUAUGAAAUCUCAUCAGGACAAGAUUUUUUAGCUAGUUUCAAUUUUUUUUGCAGUGUCACAUUAUGAGAAAAACAAUUGUAACAUGCAUAACAGCCUUCAAUAAGGUUGCCAAAUAAUGUUAGUUCCAUGAGUUUAAAUACAUUAACUUGCGGUUUUUGGUCCA